AUGGAAUUCUGGAACCGCAGAUUGCUACUACAGAACGAGGACGUUCCACUCUCCAUGCCACCUCUCUCUCACACUCACACCAAACAUGCCACAAAUGCAUCAUCAUCAUCCUCGCCGCCACAAUCUUCAUCAUUCCAAUUCCAAAGCCCUCUGCAAGUGUCGAUUCGUCCCGUUUUUUCUUCGAGCGUGGCCUACGUCUUCCUCAUCCUCUUCACCACCUUCUUCUUCAUCGGCUUCGUCUUCCUCUACUUCCGCCAGUUCGCCUCCGACGCGGCCACUUUCCGCCGCCGUCAUCCGCCACGCCGGGAGGAGGAGGAGGACGCCGCGGCGGCGGCGUCAGCGAAGAAGUGUCUGCCGGUGGUGGGGCACCGCGGGGGGUGCGCAGAGUGCGCGAUAUGUCUUGAGGAGCUGCGAGAGGGGGACGCGGUGAAGGUGAUUCCGUACUGCAAGCACGUGUUCCACCCGCACUGCAUUGACACGUGGCUCGAUAAGCAAGUCACGUGCCCCGUGUGCCGGUGCAGUGAGCUUUGUGGAGCGGCGCAACAGAGUGGAGAAGAGGUGGGGUCGGUGUCAGCGACAAGACAACAAGUAGAACAAGAAGAACAAGAAGUGGUUCCAAUUCCAAAUUUGGAUUAG
Molecule: messenger RNA, 636 nt
Organism: Glycine soja
Lineage: Eukaryota; Viridiplantae; Streptophyta; Magnoliopsida; Fabales; Fabaceae
Product: RING-H2 finger protein ATL57-like
Exons: 1
Coding region: 1-636 (211 amino acids)
Source: RefSeq, a predicted model, not a curated record